This is a messenger RNA of Ostrinia nubilalis (European corn borer), 2908 nucleotides long. It is a transcript of the gene mrj, whose product is annotated as dnaJ homolog subfamily B member 6. The record is from RefSeq and is a predicted model, not a curated record. Bases 535 to 1410 code for a protein of 291 amino acids. Lineage: Eukaryota; Metazoa; Arthropoda; Insecta; Lepidoptera; Crambidae. Gene Ontology annotation, molecular function: Hsp70 protein binding. The transcript is spliced from 7 exons.
CAGCAGAGCAGUUGCCUGAGUUGCCGUAUGUCAUCGAUGGUCGUUCGUCCGUGCGUGCAGUGGUGGUGUGCAGUUUUAUAGUUGGAUCGCCUGUUGUACCUAGCUAGCACUAGGCGCGGUUACGAAAACGUUACAACAUUGCUUUGUCUUGUCUUAUCGUGCCUGCCUGCAGAUGUUUUCUGGGACCGAAGCCAUGUUUUAUUGAUUUUGAGUGCGAGAAUUUUCCAUAAACACAAGGCUUUGUCAUCAAUGAAGUGAUCUGAUUGUGUUCUAAAUAAACUAUCGAACAGUGUCAUUGGACAGGAUCAGUCAUCCGUUUCAUGCAUGUUUCUCCAACCAACGUAAUAGUGACAUUUUGUGAUCGUCGUUCAAUACUGUGCACCCCCUGGAUAAAACGAGUGUUGUCAGACGACUAGAAAAUUUAGUAAAAAAAUAUCUUCCUACUACCUGCCUGUCUUUGUCACCUCAAUAUCUGAAAUCACCGGAAGAGCCAAUGUUAUUUUAAGGUCUCCAUCCCCUUGAGGGCAUCCCGCAAUGGUAGACUACUACAGGAUACUAGGCGUUACGAAGACUGCCACAGAGACAGAAAUAAAGAAAGCGUACAGAAAACUUGCACUGAAGUGGCAUCCUGACAAAAAUCCUGAUAAUGCAGAUGAAGCCAAUAGAAGGUUUAAAGAAAUAUCAGAAGCUUAUGAAGUUCUCUCUGAUGAAACCAAGCGGAAAUUAUAUGAUGCAAGGGGAUCCAGUCAUCAUGGGCACAGAUAUCAAAGCAAGAAUGGAGUAAAUGGGCACCGACACUUUAGCUUCAAGGGUUUUUUUGGAGAGACACCAUUCCACCGCUUUUUUGAACGGAAGCGGCGAAUGUACGAUCAAUAUGGAAAGGAGGGCUUGAAUAACAGCAGAGGCCGUCGCUCAGCGGCCGAUGAUGACUACGAGUUCGGCUACGCGAGUUUCCCGUUCACAUUCCGAGAUCCGGAAGAAGUGUUUAGAGAAUUCUUCGGCGGGUCUCCUUUCGGCGAACUUUUUGCUGGUUUUCCCCUAUCCCGUCCAGAAAUCAACGGGCACGGCCACCACCGGCACGGGCGGCGCGCGCAGCACGCGGGCACGUCGCUGACGUCGUCGCUGUUCAGCCCCUUCGGCUUCGGCAUGGGCGGGCUGGACGACAUCUUCGCGCACGCCGCCUCCAACGGGAACACCUUCACGUCCUUCUCCACCUUCAACAGCUCGCUGGCCGGGCCCGGCAGCGCCAACAUGCGGAGCACCACGACCACCACGCGCAUUGUCAACGGGAAGAAGAUUACUACCAAAAAAGUCACGGAAAACGGUCGUGAGACUGUGAUGUCUUACGAAAAUGGGGUCCUUAAAUCAAAGACUGUCAAUGGAGUAGCCCAGUCACUAACAUACAGUUAGACAGCUAAAUUAAUUAAAAAAAACCUUCUUAAUAUAACCAAACGUGAUCCAAAUGUCAACUGUACUCAAUGAAAGCGAGUUAAAGUUCCAACUUUAUUAAUAGUUUUGCUUAUUUUUAACAUGUUUCAAAAUCUGUAAAUUUUUAGUGAUGGAAACAUUGAAACACUUAUGUAGUAAUGGUAAGGUCGCUUUUUAACUUUGAGUGAGUUUUAGAGUAGGUAAACUGCUCAAUCAAAUAAAUCUCCCUCUAUAUGAAUUUUUGUGUUCUACUUGUCGUCGCUCGCAUCUUUGAUCUCGAACUCUGCGGACGAGUUAUGUAGGUACAUAUUUUAACUAUACCUAUUAACAAUUUUAAUGACGUGUAAUGCGAUGAUUAAUUAAUUAUUAUUAUUACUUUGCUGCCAAUUAUUUUGUUUAGCAGAAUAGUGUUAAAAGUGUUUAGGUGAUGACUAGCUUUAUUCUAGAAACGUUUUUAAUUCACAAAAAAGUUUACUUUAAGACCAACAAUGAGAUGGAAAAUCAAGUGUUCUCUUUUUAAUAUAAAUUAAAAUACACUCUGUUAAUAAUAUUUUAAAAACAUACGGAGCAAGCAUUUUUUAAACAAGUUGUAUAGUAAUAUUCUUCAAUAAGGUUUACGGAUUUUGAAUUCAAAUUAUGUCUUACUGAACUGCCACUUUCGAAGAUUCUAUUGUUCAAAAAUACAGAAUCUGAUGAUUCUUAUAGAUUAAAAAAAAGUGAGUUCAGUUGAUUCAUACCUACGCAGCUACGUCUCCAGAAUAUUGCUAGUUACACACACUGUAUAUUUAGUCAUAAUUGUAAUCACAUUUAUUUUUUAUAUCAGUGUUGGAACGACUAAGAUAACAAGUUAUCCUUCAUCAUGAAUGUUUCAAAAACAGGUGAUAGGGUACCUACCAACAAUUAUUAGAAGUAUUAAUUAUUUUCAAAAGUUAUUUAAUUGUCACGUUUCAAAUAGAGUGAUGUUCUAAUAAAUUAUUUUGAUAGAUCAUUUACAGAUCUUUAAUGUUCAUUUCUUAGUUAAACAUUAACAAAAUCCGUAAGUUUAUUAGAAUGUAUCAUGGCGUCUCAUGCAUUUUCACUUUUCAGACAUUAGUGUCGCACCUUUUGUUUUCUUUCUGAUGGGACUUUUCUAACUUACUGUACUUAUUUUCAUGCCAUGAAAGUAAACAUGACUUACUAGUAAUUUAGUCCUUACCACAGCAUUUUAAGUAGCAACAUAAUUGUAUAAAAAUAAUCCUUUUUUACAAUGUAGGAAAAUAUUUAUAGCCAACACAAAUCAUUCCCAUAACAAUGAAAUAAAAAUAGUUUUGCUUGUCGGCUUACGCAGUAAAUGAAGCUUUAUUUUUGUUUGCACUGGUAUUUUUAAAUGACAAAUCAUUCCUUGCUUUAUCACUUGGUAAAUGAUGACAAUAUCCACUUUCGCCAUACACGCUAAAAUAUUUUGUGAUUUAUAUUUAAUAAAAGAAUUUCUAGUUAUGUA